GCACCUCACUAUCCAAGGCAAGGUGAUUCCACUCACACAAGAUCCGCGAGACCAAGGCAUGUGCACCCUCACAUCACGUUCGAGCAGAACGUCCAGCCAUCUGCCACGGCACGAAAUCCCUCGUGCCCCACCAGAAGCAGUCACAGACCCACACGGCGAACGCCGUCUGCUUUACGCUAGUGAGCGCGGACACCUGGCACAGGAGGCUUGGACAUCUCAAUGCUCGGAGCCUGGACAUCCUUCGGAAGGACACGGGUACCGGGGUGGACUAUCGCGACAGUCUCUCCCCUUGCGGGGUCUGCCAGAUCGCGAAACACAAGCAGUCCCCCCACCCGAAGCAAUCGACUCUCGAACUAUCACGUCCUGGACAGCUUGUUGUCAUCGACAACAUGGGGCCUGUUAAUCCACCUGCGAAAUAUAAAGGAGGCUCCUUCCCGUACGCGUGCAAGAUCACCGACGACUACACGAAGAUGAAAGAAGUGUACCUGCUUCGCAAGAAAUCUGACACGACCGAGGCGAACACCGGAUCCGAAUUCCGGGACUACUGCAAGAAGUCAGCUAUCAAGCUCGAAUACGCCGCCACCAACACCCCUCAACAAACUGGUGUAUCGGAACGGGACGGACAAACCCUGGCCGGAGUCACCCGGUGUCUUCUGAAGGAUGGAGAUUUUCCGCCGUCCAUGUGGGGGGAGUUAAUGCUGACUGCAGCAUACCUGUUGAACAGGUCCCCACACUCAGCACUGGGAGGAGCUACGCCAUACUCGAAGUUGCACAAUAAGUCACCUGAUCUCUCGGGACUUCGGGUCAUUGGAGCGCGCGCCUUCGUACACCAUGAAGGAUAUCGAAAUAAGCUGGACGACAGAGCUCUCGAAGGCAAGCUAUGUGUGCACUUCCAGUUUUCCACUGAAGCAAACGGGUACGAGAGCGACGUGCUAAGCUUCACCUCACUGCUGGAGAGCCCCCACCCGACGAGCGACCUGGACUUCACGGCGCAGAACGAACUCCUUCGGCAAGAAGUCCGGAAGAUGCAGCAAGACAAUCUCGCUCGGGAGGAGCUUCGCCUAGAACUGGACGGGCACGAGGACGAACAUGGAAACGGGCAAGAUCUCGGCGACGGGGACGCUCCAUCACCACAUCUCCCAUCGACGCCAGCUGGACCGUCAUCCGAGACCCACACAUCUAGCCCCAUUCCAUCAUCAUCGAACCCGCCUGAACCGUACACUUCUGCAUCAACUGGAUCCUCCGGCCUGCGGCGCCUGCAAGUCACCAGAGCCAGCACGCGCGGGAAGCCCACCAGCAACGAUCAUAUCGACGUCAACUUGGUUCCUGCCAAUCUGGGAGUCACCAUGAACGACCGCGGUCGAGCCCAUGCUACAACGGGCCGCGUGGAGCCAUCCGGUCUUUCCUUCACUCAGCUGACUGAAAUAGCCGAUCAAGCCAAGCUCCCAUGCCCUGGCGAUACUGAGGAUUUCGCCCACGUUGCGGACGACCCCUUCACGGUGCCGCGUGCUCACGCCUACGUCACGACCACUCACGAACACCACGGGAUCUUGGAGGAGACGAAUCGAGCGAUCAGAAUCCCCAACACCUACGACGAAGCCAUGAGCUCUCCCCAGCGCGAAGAAUGGAAAGGAGCGUGCAGCAAGGAAAUGGACAAUCUGCGGAAGCACAACGUCUGCAAUCUGGUGCCCCUCAGCAGCGUUCCCAAGACAGAGAAGAUCCUCGGAACAAUAUUCGUCUUCAAGAAAAAGCUGGACAAAUCACUCUUCGCCACCGGCCCAGCGAGCACCAGUUGGCUGAUAUCGCGACCAAGUACCUCCCAAACCACCGAUUCGCCUCCAUCAUUCAGCAUAUCAAGGACUUUUCGUGUUGAUCGAAGAUCUGUGAAGCUUCCUUCCAUACCCGCCAUACCAGAAGGAAUUUAAUUUCGAUACGAUGCCAACGGAGGGGUCGAAGUAGACAAGGAUAUGGUGAUGCCGUCCACCAUUGUGAAUAAGUUGCUUGAUC
This is a messenger RNA of Ectocarpus sp. CCAP 1310/34, 2007 nucleotides long. The record is from the annotation of a GenBank genome assembly. Lineage: Eukaryota; Phaeophyceae; Ectocarpales; Ectocarpaceae.